AUGGCGACGGGUCAGGCUACUCAAUCGCUCAAGUGCGUGGUGACUGGUGAUGGUGCUGUCGGCAAAACAUGUCUUCUCAUCUCGUACACGACGAAUGCUUUCCCGGGCGAAUACAUUCCGACCGUCUUUGACAACUACACGGCCAGUGUGAUGGUUGACGGCCGGCCGAUCAGCUUGGGACUCUGGGAUACCGCCGGACAAGAAGAUUACGACCGCCUCAGACCGCUAUCCUACCCUCAAACCGACGUCUUCCUGAUCUGUUUCUCCAUCGUCAGCCCGCCAUCCUUCGAUAACGUGAAAGCCAAGUGGUUCCCAGAAAUCGAACAUCACGCACCCAGUGUCCCCAUUAUCCUGGUCGGCACCAAGCUCGACCUGCGCGAUGACCGCGCAACAAUCGAAGCCCUGCGCGCCCGAAAGAUGGAGGCCGUCUCGUACGAACAGGCCUUGGCCGUCGCCAAGGAGAUUCGAGCACAUAAGUACCUCGAAUGCUCGGCCCUGACCCAGCGCAACCUGAAGAGCGUCUUUGACGAGGCUAUCCGAGCCGUUCUUAACCCCCGUCCCCUCGCAAAGUCCGGGAGGAAGAACAAAUGCAUGAUCUUGUAG
Molecule: messenger RNA, 603 nt
Organism: Penicillium brasilianum
Lineage: Eukaryota; Fungi; Ascomycota; Eurotiomycetes; Eurotiales; Aspergillaceae
Source: the annotation of a GenBank genome assembly